UCCGGACCUUCAAUCUUCUUUGAAGCGGAGAGGGCAACUGAAAGCGAGUUGUUUCUCCAGGCUACCAGUUUUCACAUCCAAUAACUCAGCUCAUUUUCAAUUCACCUGAAAUUUCCAUAUUCAUUUCGAUUUUCUCAAUUCCGGCUUUGGUUUCAACGGAUUGCUGACCGUAUUUCUCCGAUCUCGAUUUUGAUCUCACGAUCUCUCGAAUCUCUUUCUUAUUUCUCCAUGGAGGAGGAGAAGCAGCAGAAGACGGCGAAGGAUCAAAAACUCCAAGAGGAUCACGAAGAGAAUGAAGCAAUUGAGCUUGUUCUCUUUCAAGUUUCUGAAUGUUAUGUCUAUUUGAUACCGCCAAGAAAAAGUGCAGCUUCCUACAGGGCUGAUGAAUGGGAUGUGAAUAAAUGGGCCUGGGAGGGAAAACUGAAAGUCCUUAGCAAGGGAGAAGAAUGCAUUAUCAGACUUGAAGAUAAGGCUACAGGUGAAUUAUAUGCCCGGGCAUUCUUGAGAGAAGGGGAACAGCAUCCAGUUGAAACUGUAAUUGAUAGCAGCAGAUAUUUUGUUCUUCGCAUAGAAGAGAAUAUUGGUGGUCGCCUUCGGCACGCAUUUAUCGGCAUAGGGUUUCGAGAAAGAACUGAGGCUUAUGACUUCCAAGCAGCUUUGCAUGAUCAUAUGAAAUAUCUCAAUAAAAAGAAGAGUGCAGAAGAGAUGGAACAACAGUUCCAGAAAACAUCCUCAGUUGAUUACAGUCUGAAAGAUGGCGAGACAAUAGUACUUCAAUUCAAAAGCAAAAAAAGCACUAGCAACAUCAAGAAGCCUUCUGAGCUAGAUGUGAAAGUUUCCCCACCAGAAGAAGAGGGCAACACAAAAAAAGAGUCCAUUUUUUGCAUCAAACCACCUCCACCACCUCCAGCUCUUCUUUCACCUGUUGCAGCCCAGAAGUCUCCUACGAAUGUACCACCAAAUAUCAAUCUGGACGAUCCUUCCAAGCACAAGAUUGCAGAACCAGCAAGAGAAGACUCCAAUGAUGCUGAAGGUCAAAGCACACUUGAUUUACCUGAUGACGACUUUGGAAAUUUCCAGGCAGCUGAGUGAUGGCAUGGAAUGUGUACAUUCUCGAAUACCCAAAUCGAUCUUCGGUUUUCAGUAGAUCGCAUGCUACAAAUUGCUUAGAUUUCACAAGAGAUCGUAUGUGUUGUUAUUAACCUUGUUGUGACAUUAGCAUGAAGAGUUAUGAUUAUACCAUGCCUCAGCGGUUCAGUUAUAACUGUGAUGAAGCCAAGCAAAGAGACCAAAGGAAAUAUGGAACAUCAUGGAAAUUUUCUCUCAAAUUUUCU
This is a messenger RNA of Cucurbita moschata (crookneck pumpkin), 1334 nucleotides long. RefSeq lists its product as uncharacterized. The record is from RefSeq and is a predicted model, not a curated record. The transcript has 8 exons. NCBI's taxonomy places the organism in Eukaryota, Viridiplantae, Streptophyta, Magnoliopsida, Cucurbitales, Cucurbitaceae. Gene Ontology annotation, cellular component: clathrin vesicle coat; membrane. Gene Ontology annotation, biological process: endocytosis. Bases 229 to 1092 code for a protein of 287 amino acids.